This is a messenger RNA of Megalops cyprinoides (Indo-Pacific tarpon), 6470 nucleotides long. Its product is annotated as E3 ubiquitin-protein ligase TRIP12-like. The transcript is spliced from 41 exons. Gene Ontology annotation, biological process: proteasome-mediated ubiquitin-dependent protein catabolic process; regulation of double-strand break repair; DNA damage response. Gene Ontology annotation, molecular function: ubiquitin protein ligase activity; zinc ion binding. Bases 126 to 6164 code for a protein of 2012 amino acids. The record is from RefSeq and is a predicted model, not a curated record. Gene Ontology annotation, cellular component: nuclear speck. NCBI's taxonomy places the organism in Eukaryota, Metazoa, Chordata, Actinopteri, Elopiformes, Megalopidae.
CAGCUGAUGGGAAGCUAAAGCAGAGACAGAGGAGGUGCAACACUAUCUGUAACAACUACAACACUGGAAUAAAUAGUGAAUGGUAGUGUCUAGAAAGGGUAUGUCCCUUCAGGAGAGCGGUGCCUAUGUCCGACCGGCCUAAUUCCAAUCCAGGGGGGUCACUGCGCCGUUCACAGAGGAACACUGCUGCGGCCCAGCCACAGGACCACGCAGUCGCAGGAAGAAGCGGCCUUUCCCUGGCGCUGGCCUCAGCUGAGCUGAAAGAGGACCCAGGCGACGGCGGGACAGCAGAGGGAGACAAACCAAGACCGGCGUCCAGGAGAGGGGGUGCCCGAGGGCUGAAGCGCAGCGCGGCUCUGGAACACAGCAGCUCCUCCUCCCCCAGCCCCGCGAAAAAGCCCAAAGCCCCCCCGCCGCCCCAGAGCUCCUCCGAGGCCGGGGAGAGCGGAGCGUCGCCGGAGCGGCCGGGCAGCGGCAGCCGGGUCCCGGGCAGGAGCGGCGGAGGCGCCGGGGGGAGGAAGGCCGACCGGGCCUCCAGCGCGAGUCGCGCGGCAGGGUCCCUCCUCGCCCGCGCCGACGGCAGCUCGGCCAAACCCACCAAGCUGGCGUCUAAACCGGCCAAAGCUGGGUGCAGCACCGUGACGGACGCCGCCUCUUCCGCCUCCACCGCCACCUCCUCCUCCUCCUCCUCCUCGUCCUCCUCCUCCGCCGCAGCCCUCCCGGGCGCCGGGCUCAAGCCGGGCAGAGAGCACCUGAAGGCGCCACGCUCCCGCUCCGCCUCCAGCCCCAGCCCCCGCCGCAGCGGCCGGGACAGGGAGCAGGCCAAGGCCGCCGGUUCCUCCAAGUUCGAGUGGGCGGCCCGGUUCAGCCCCAAAGUCAACCUGCCAAAGCCCAGACUGUCCCUGCCCGGGUCCUCCAAGGCCGACUCCUCCAAACCAGGCCCCUCCGGACUGCAGGCCAAACUUGCAAGCUUUAGGAAGGCCAGUAAGAAGCACAGCGAGUGCCCCGGAGUAGAGCCCCCUCCAGUGGAGGCCCAUAGCUGUCGAAGGAGCACACGACAGAGGACCACGGGUUCCUGUGCCAGCACCAGUCGGCGAGGCUCUGGCCUGGGCAAGCGUGGGGCAGCCGACGCUCGCACGCAGGAGAAAAUGGCCGACUCGGACAACAACCUGGACGGAGCCAACGCCUCCGGCACAGCCCGCAGCGACGAGGCCUCGCAGAGAGUGGCAGCCUCUGGCUCUGUGGCAGGUGCAGUGGGCGUGACCGCCUCUGGGGAGAGCGAAUCGGAUGACUCCGAGAUGGGCCGGCUUCAAGCCCUCCUGGAGGCCAGGGGCCUCCCCCCUCACCUCUUUGGGCCCCUGGGGCCCCGCAUGUCUCAGCUGUUCCACAGGACAAUUGGGAGUGGAGCUAGCUCUAAGGCCCAGCAGCUGCUGCAGGGGCUCCAGGCCACGGGGGACGAGUCCCAGCAGCUCCAGGCCGCCAUAGAGAUGUGCCAGCUGCUGGUGAUGGGCAACGAGGAGACGCUGGGGGGCUUCCCUGUGAAGAGCGUGGUGCCCGCGCUGAUCACGCUGUUACAGAUGGAGCAUAACUUCGAUAUUAUGAACCACGCCUCGCGGGCCCUCACCUACAUGAUGGAGGCCCUGCCGCGCUCCUCCGCCGUCGUCGUGGACGCCAUUCCCGUCUUCCUGGAAAAGUUGCAGGUGAUCCAGUUCAUUGAUGUUGCCGAACAGGCACUCACCGCCCUGGAGAUGCUGUCACGGCGACACAGCAAAGCCAUCCUGCAGGCGGGGGGGCUGGCGGACUGCCUGCUGUACCUGGAGUUCUUCAGCAUCAACGCCCAGCGGAACGCCCUGGCGAUCGCCGCCAACUGCUGUCAGAGCAUCACGCCCGACGAGUUCCACUUCGUCUCCGACUCUCUGCCCCUGCUGACACAGAGGCUCACGCACCAGGAUAAGAAGUCUGUGGAAAGCACCUGCCUCUGUUUCGCCAGACUGGUGGACAACUUCCAGCACGAGGAGAGCCUGCUGCAGCAGGUGGCCUCCCGGGACCUGCUGACGAACAUCCAGCAGCUGCUGGUGGUGACCCCACCCGUGCUGAGCUCCGGAAUGUUCAUCAUGGUGGUGCGCAUGCUGUCCCUCAUGUGCUCCAACUGCCCCUGCCUGGCUGUGCAGCUCAUGAAGCAGAUGUGUGUGUUGCCUGCAGACAUAGCGGAGACGCUGCAUUUCCUCUUGUGUGGCGCGUCGAGCGGCAGCUGUCAGGAUCAGUUCGACCUGCUUCCCAGGAGCCCUCAGGAGCUGUAUGAGCUGACGUCGCUCAUCUGCCAGCUGAUGCCCUGCCUGCCCAGAGACGGCAUCUUUGCGGUGGACACCAUGCUGAAAAAGGGAAGCGCCCAGACCAGCGAAGGGGCCAUCUGGCAGUGGCGGGACGACCGCGGCCUCUGGCACCCGUACAACCGCAUCGACAGCCGCAUCAUCGAGACGGCGCACCAGAGCGGGGAGGAGGAGAUCAGUCUGUCCCUCGGACGGGUGUACACCAUCGACUUCAACUCUAUGCAGCAGAUCAACGAGGACACAGGGACUGCCCGCGCCAUCCAGAGAAAGCCACACCCCUUAUCCAGCACCAGCACCAGCGGGCACGUGGAGGUGAGGAGGGAGGACGCGCGGGCGCAGCUGAUGAAGGAGGACCCGGAGCUGGCCCGCUGCUUCAUAAAGACGCUGUUCGGGGUGCUGUACGAGGUGUACAGCUCCUCCGCCGGCCCGGCCGUCAGACACAAGUGCCUUAGAGCCAUCCUGAGGAUCAUCUACUUCUCCGACGCCCAGCUGCUCAGGGACGUGCUGAAGAACCACGCCGUGUCCAGCCACAUCGCCUCCAUGCUGUCCAGUCAGGACCUGAGGAUUGUAGUGGGAGCUCUGCAGAUGGCUGAGAUCCUGAUGCAGAAGCUGGCAGAUGUGUUCAGCAUAUACUUCAGAAGAGAAGGUGUGAUGCACCAAGUGAAGAACCUGGCUGAGUCAGAAACCUUCCUCACCAGCCCUCCAAAGGCGUGUAUGAGCGGGACAUCCAGUCUCUGCACGACAACCAUCAGCAUGGUAACCACUGCCACGGCAACCCACGCCACGCCCGACCUGGGCUCCCCGAGCUUCCAGCACAGCAUGGACGACUCGCUGGACCUGAGCCCACAGGGGCGGCUCAGUGACGCUCUGAAGAGGAAACGGCUCCCAAAGCGAGGACCCAGAAGGCCCAAGUACUCCCCACCACGGGACGACGACAAAGUGGACAAUCAUGCUAAGAGCCCCACUAGCACUCAGUCUCCUAAAUCCUCCUUCCUGGCGAGUCUGAACCCCAAGUCGUGGGGCAGGCUGGGCGCCCAGACCAACAGUGCCAGCUCGGAGCCUUCCCGCACGGCGGGCGUGAGCGGGCUGGCACGCGCCCUGCCCAAGGACUCCAUCUCCAACAACAGGGAAAAGAUCAAAGCCUGGAUCAAGGAGCAGGCCGGCAGGUUCGUGGAGCGCUACUUCAGCUCAGAGAACAUGAACGGAAGCAAUCCUGCCCUGAAUGUUCUGCAGAGACUGUGCAGCGCCACAGAGAGACUCACCCUGCAGGUGGAUGGAGGGAUCGAGUGCCUUGUUGAGAUCUGCAGCAUCAUGUCGGAGUCAGACGUCUCCUCGUUCGAGAUCCAGCACAGCGGGCUGGUCAGGCAGCUGCUCCUAUACCUGACCUCCAACUGCGAGACGGAUGCCGUGAGCCGGGACGUGCGGCUCAAGAGGUUCCUGCACGUCUUCUCCGGCUGCCCGGUCCCAGGGGCGGAGCCUGUGGGUCAUUUGGAACCCUCUGAAAGCAGCCCGCUGCUGGCGCUGGUGCAGAAGAUGAACAGCUGCCUAAGUCAGAUGGAGCAGUUCCCGGUCAAAGUGCACGAUUUCCCCAGUGGCAACGGCACUGGGAGCAGAGGCUCCCAGGCUCUGAAGUUCUUUAACACUCACCAGCUCAAGUGCCAGCUGCAGAGGCAUCCAGACUGUACCAGUGUCAAGCAGUGGAAGGGGGGCACAGUCAAGAUCGACCCGCUGGCAUUGGUGCAGGCCAUCGAGAGAUACCUGGUUGUCAGAGGUUACGGCCGCAUUCGAGAAGAGGACCAAGACAGCGAGGAGGAGGGUUCAGACGAUGAAAUAGAUGAAUCUCUGGCUGCGCAGUUCCUGAACACGAGCAGCGUGAGGCACAGGCUGCAGUUCUUCAUGGGGGAGCACCCGCUGCCGUAUAACAUGACAGUGUACCAGGCCGUCAGACAGUUCAGCCUGCAGGCAGAGGAGGAGAGGGAGUCUACCGACGACGAGGCCAACCCGCUCGGUCGGGCCGGCAUCUGGACCAAGACCCACACCAUAUGGUAUAAGCCAGUGAGAGAGGAUGAAGAGGCUGGUAGGGAUGCAGUGGGAGGGAAGAGAGGUCGGGCGCAGUCCGCCCCCACCAAAACCUCGCCCCGCAAUGCCAAAAAACACGAUGAGCUGUGGCACGACGGCACGUGUCCCAGCGUGAUGAACCCUUUAGAGAUGUGCCUCGUUUCGGAGCCGCCGGAGAGCAUGACCUUCGACGACCCGUCCCGGGACGUCAGCCUGCUGCUCAGGGUCCUGCACUCCAUCAGCAGAUACUGGUUCCACCUCUAUGACAAUGCUGUUUGUAAGGAGAUUAUCCCCACCAGCGAGUUCAUCAACAGCAAACUGACCGCCAAAGCCAACCGGCAGCUGCAGGACCCGCUGGUCAUCAUGACCGGGAACAUCCCCUGCUGGCUCAUUGAGCUUGGCAAGACCUGUCCCUUCUUCUUCCCUUUUGACACGAGGCAGAUGCUCUUCUACGUCACGGCGUUCGACCGCGACCGCGCCAUGCAGCGGCUCCUGGACACCAACCCCGAGAUCAACCAGUCGGACUCGCAGGACAGCCGGGUGGCGCCGCGGCUCGACAGGAAGAAGCGCACCGUAAACCGGGAGGAUCUGCUGAAGCAGGCGGAGACGGUCAUGCAGGACCUGGGCAGCUCCAGAGCCAUGCUGGAGAUACAGUAUGAGAAUGAGGUGGGAACUGGGCUCGGCCCAACUCUCGAGUUCUAUGCACUCGUGUCUCAGGAGCUGCAGAGGGCUGACCUGGGCCUGUGGAGGGGAGAGGAGGUCUCCCUGCCAAACCCGAAAGGAGGCCAGGAGGGGACCAGGUACAUGUUCAGCUCGAGAGGUCUGUUUGCACUUCCUUUUGGCAGGACGACCAAACCAGCACACAUUGCCAAGGUGAAGAUGAAGUUCCGCUUCCUGGGCAAGCUCAUGGCCAAAUCCAUCAUGGACUUCAGACUGCUGGACCUGCCCCUCGGGCUGCCCUUCCACAAGUGGCUGCUGCGUCAGGAGGCGUCCAUCGGCUCCCAUGACCUGGUGAACAUCGACCCCGUGGUGGCCGCGUCCAUCCACCACCUGGAGGACAUCGUCCGGCAGAAGAAGCGGCUGGAGCAGGACCGGUCCCACACGCGGGAGACCCUGCAGCAGGCUCUGGAGGGCCUCAGCAUGAACGGCUGCUCCGUGGAGGACCUGGGGCUGGACUUCACGCUGCCGGGGUUCCCCAACAUCGAGCUGAAGAAGGGGGGCAAGGACGUCCCCGUCACCAUCCACAACCUGGAGGAGUACCUCAGACUGGUGGUGUUCUGGACACUGAACGAAGGCGUGUCCCGGCAGUUUGAGUCAUUGAGGGAAGGGUUCGAAUCGGUCUUCCCCCUGCAUCACCUGCAGUACUUCUACCCUGAGGAGAUGGAUCAGUUGCUGUGUGGUAGCAGAGUAGAGGCCUGGGAUGUGAAGACUCUAAUGGAGUGCUGCAGACCAGACCACGGCUACACUCAUGACAGUCGGGCGGUGAGGUUCCUGUUUGAGGUUCUCAGCAGUUUUGAUCCGGAGCAGCAGAGGUAUUUCCUGCAGUUCGUCACCGGGAGUCCCAGACUGCCUGUUGGAGGCUUCCGGAGCCUGAACCCGCCGCUGACCGUUGUGCGCAAGACGUUCGAGUCGACGGAGAACCCGGACGACUUCCUGCCCUCGGUCAUGACCUGCGUCAACUACCUGAAGCUGCCGGACUACUCCAGCGUGGAGAUCAUGCGGCACAGGCUGCAGACGGCGGUCCGCGAGGGACAGCAGUCCUUCCACCUGUCCUGAUCUCACCGGCCCCCUUCAGGGUCCCCAGCAGCAGCAGCAGCAGCAACAGCAGCCCUCUGUUUCCCAAUCACCCACAGUGUGAGACACUGUGCGCAGCCUUAGAGAAUCCAGCCUGCUGAAUCUAAAGACACUAUAAAUGUAUGAAUAUAUCUGCUGCCCCCCCCCCCCCCCCUUUUACUCCCACAAACGGACACUUUUCACGACCCGCGGAAUUCAGACAAAUAUCUUCAGUUGAGUAAUGUUUAAAAAAAAAAAACGGAGGGAAAAGAACCUGGGUGACUAUUUUAAAUUUGCUUUGCUAUGAGA